CUCUCAGCAAACGGUAUCAGUUUGAUCGCAGCUUGGUUCUUACACAUUACUAGAAUUCAAACACCAUCAACGUUGCGAUGGCGUUGAAGUUUACGAUAUUCUUAAUCGCAGCUGUGAGCGCUGCUAGUCUUCAAGACUAUCAUCAACAGCUGCAACAACAACCGCAACUACAACAGCAACAGCAACAACAGCUACAACAACAACAACAACAGCAGCAGCAACAGCAGCAACAGCAACAGCAGCAACAGCAACAGCAACAGCAGCAACAACAGCAGCAGCAACAGCAGAACGACCCAUGGGAUUUAAAACGAUAUGCCACCGAUGCGCACGAUCAAAGCGAUGAACAGGUUGGAUACGAUUUUUCAUAUUCGGUUCACGACCCAGUUACCGGAGACCAGAAAAGCCAGGAAGAAUCUCGCCGUAAUGGACACGUCCGUGGACAGUACUCUUGGGUUGAUGCUGACGGUAUCCGGCAAAUUGUCAACUACCGUGCUGAUGACCGCACUGGAUUCAAUGCCGAACAACGCCGUGAACCUGCCCAUCGCCCACGACUGAAUCACAUUUUGCAAUUCAUCCCUGCCCAAACUGUUGCUCCUCUUUACACUAUUGAUACUAUUAUAGCUCCAGCUUAUACAUCCGUUUCACGAGUCGAUCAAAUUCGUCGCCGAGAUCAAACAUCGCGUGUUAAUAGAGAAGAAAUCAGCGAAGAUGAGCGUAACGGCCGUGAAGAUCGCCACGAAACUGUUCGAAACGAUCGUCCUGAGGAGCCGCGUGAUGAUCGACGAAAUGAACGCCGGAAUGAUGACGGACGCGAUGAACGACAUGACGAUCGCCGAGAAGACCGCCAUGAAGAGCGCCGUGAGGAACGUCGUGAGGAACGCCGUGAGGACCGCCGGGAGGAUCGCCGCGAGGACCGCCGUGAAGACCGACGCGAUACUACCCGUGAAGACAACCGCCAAAGCAGUGCUCGCGAUGACCGAGUCGAUGAACGUCACGAAGAACGCCGAACAGAUCGCCUUAACGAGCACCGUGAAGAGAGACGAGACGAACGCCGGGAAGAGGGACGUGACAAUCGAGAUGAUCGUCGUCAAGUCGUACAAGAAACUGCAUCCCAAUCGGAGGUUCGAUUCCAAGCGCCCUCAGUUUCUUAUCAGUACAGUAAUUGAACUGCUACGCUGUAUCACUGCCAGACGCGAAACGUUCUCACCGCCAUACCUGACAUGUUAAUGAUUUGAUUUUGCAAAUAAUCUCAUAGAUCCAUCCAUCACAGUGAUGAUUUCCCUAGUAAUGUGAUGUUGUAUAAUGCCAUUCAUAUAACAAUUUAAUAAAGCAAACGAUGUUCGACGGAAAAUAAA
Messenger RNA from Anopheles merus, 1355 nucleotides. Its product is annotated as ras-interacting protein RIP3-like. Gene Ontology annotation, cellular component: extracellular matrix. The coding region runs from base 78 to 1166 and encodes 362 amino acids. The transcript has 2 exons. NCBI's taxonomy places the organism in Eukaryota, Metazoa, Arthropoda, Insecta, Diptera, Culicidae. The record is from RefSeq and is a predicted model, not a curated record.